UAGGCGCCUGCAGUCAUGAGGUUCCUUCAUAUUGUCAUACUGGCCUUCAUCAUAGCAUAUCCCGAUGAGGUAUUUCUGGAGCGCAAUGUUAAGCGCGGAAGCAAAAAAGAGAAGAAAGAAAAUCUUAAUGGUCCCUGUGGCAAACGGUACCUGCGCCAAAUCAAUGGUAAAUGUUACUACUUUGCCAUGAAAAAGAUGAACUGGUUUGGAGCGCAGAACAAUUGCUUGCGCAAGGGUCUCAAUCUUGCCGACUUGUCUACGUCAGAAGAAUUUAAGGCGAUUACAAAUUUCCUUCGCACUCGUGGCAACAUGGAGGACUAUUGGUUUGGUGGUAAUGACCUGCAGUCCGAGGGUCGAUUUACCUAUAUCAGCAAUGGGCGCGUUGUCCGAUAUUUGGGCGAUAGUUCUGUGGUAGAGCCCACCCAUCGCUCCAAUCUUGACGAUUGCUUAGAAGUUCGUUUGAGGGAAAACAACACCCUGGUCACCGACGAUAAUUGCCAAGAAAAGCAGUUCUUUGUGUGCGAAAAAUCCGAUCUGAAGUGUGCACAGCCCACAAAUGACAGGGAAGGCGAGAAACAUCACAGCCACGAACAUUUGCAUCACUUCCAUCACGAUGCGGCAAAAGGUGGGAGCAAUCAGGCGGGUGUGGAAAGCGAUUCGAGGCCGGUUGAUAAUCCGCAUACAGCGGAAGUUGGGGAAUCGCCGGAAAAAGAUCAAGAAGAGACACAAACAGAAAGUCCAGAUACUGGAGAAAAUACGGAACCGACGUCAGAGACUGAAGAAACCACUGAAGCUAACCUUGCAACAGAAGAACCUCCACCUAUUACUGAGCAACCUUCAGGAGCAGCGCCAGGCUCUGUUGAACCAGGAGCAGAAACGGCACCACCAGAAUCGACAGCCGCAGAAGCGACAACAGCAGAAUCGGCGACAUCAGAAUCGGCAGCAGCAGAUGCGACAGCAACAGCAACGGAGACUGAGACACAAAUAUCGGAUCAACCAACGACAUUGGAGGGGGACGUAACGAAAGUCAAUGAUGAGAUACCGACUGGAGAACCCAAGGAAACAGCUCAGCCAGACCAACCAGCGGUCAGGGCUAUACCAGAAGCUUCCUCGCCCAAAGCUCUAAUAUCCGAUAAAAACAAAGUAUUAGAAUCCCUGAAAGCAGCGGAAAACCCAGUCGAUUCCAUAACUCCAGAUAUGCCAGUGUCGGCGGAACGAAGAACCUUGCCCUAUGAAGAGUAAGAAAUUGUAUAAACACCCUGAAUCAACAAUGUAUGUUUCUUUGUAAGGAAGCUCUGUGGGCCCAAAAUAAAUUAAAAUGUGUAUCCAAGCGCACUAUUUAAACAAUCUA
This is a messenger RNA of Scaptodrosophila lebanonensis, 1351 nucleotides long. It is a transcript of the gene lectin-46Ca, whose product is annotated as activating transcription factor 7-interacting protein 1. The record is from RefSeq and is a predicted model, not a curated record. NCBI's taxonomy places the organism in Eukaryota, Metazoa, Arthropoda, Insecta, Diptera, Drosophilidae. Bases 16 to 1242 code for a protein of 408 amino acids. The transcript has 2 exons.